Molecule: messenger RNA, 834 nt
Organism: Carcharodon carcharias (great white shark)
Lineage: Eukaryota; Metazoa; Chordata; Chondrichthyes; Lamniformes; Lamnidae
Product: fatty acid-binding protein, intestinal-like
Exons: 5
Coding region: 294-695 (133 amino acids)
Biological process (GO): fatty acid transport
Cellular component (GO): cytosol; nucleus
Molecular function (GO): fatty acid binding
Source: RefSeq, a predicted model, not a curated record
AGUCCAGAAUCAAAGUCCAAUGAGGAAUUCUUUCACAGAGGACAGUUGGCUGAAGAUUGAUGGUGUAAGAUUUGCUUUUCCGGUGGUGUCGAUGUCCCAAAUUGAAGCAGGCAUGCAGAGAUUGAAUUAGCUCUGUAGGUGAUAGUACAAAAUCUUCCCAGCAAAGUCAACUUAGACGGGGGCCAGUUGUCCAACUUGGCCAGAGCUUUCUUCUGUCUGGCCAGCCAAUCGAAUGUUAAAGCAGCAAACUAGGGUCAGCUUCAGAAAGUCAUUGCUCCUCUAUACGUUUAGCCAUGGCUUUUGAUGGAGUUUGGAAGGUGUUCGAAAAUGAUAAUUUUGAAGCGUUCCUCAUUGCCUUGGGUCUACCUGAAGCAGAGAGGAAGAUGGUAAUGAAGGACAACCUGGAAAUGGACAUAAAGCAGGAAGGAAACAAAUUCACUAUAGUUGAGAAAAGUUGCUUUUGUACCAAAACAUCGGAAUGGUCUUUGAAUGAAGAGUUUGAAAAUUCUCUUGCUAAUGGGAGUCAGGUGAAGGGAAAGUUUAGCUUGACCAAUGCAAACCGCUUAGAGGGACACUUUAAGAUACUUCCUGACGGAAAGGAAUUUAUCACCAUCAGAGAAGCUCACGGUGAUACGUUGGUGCAGAUAAUUAAGAUUGAUGGACAGGACACCAAGAGAGUCUUCAAGAAACAGUAAAUUGAGCUCACAUUGGACAUCCUCCAAGAUCCAAGAAGAUUUAGUUUCACAUCCUAAUUGGUUCGUAUCAAUUCUAAAUGUAACACAGAAGCAAUACUUCAUAUUUGAGCUGAUUAAAAACAAUGUCUCUUGAUACAAA